AUGUCACCCCAAGGCUACCGCGAAGAGCUGGCACUGCUCUUCGGACCAAGCAUGAAUCAAAUUCCCCUGGUCCAAGGUGCAUCCAGAUCCCAGUGUGACCAAUUCUGGGACUCGCAUAAUGCGUGGCUAUCACCUUGUGCAUUGCCCUACCUAGCAUUCAUCCCGGCUAUAAUAGUAUUGCUUAUUGCAUUAAGCCAUAUACUUGGAUACUUCUGCCAGCGAUGGCGCCCCAAGUGGACUGUUCCUUUCAUUUCCGAGCAACAUGAUAAUGAUACACAAGAACUCCCGCUAGAUCAGCCCAAGCAAUCAUUGCGAUGGACUGUCUCUCUUCUUAUAUUUUCGGCUACUGGGCUUCUAGCUGAGACAGUUCAAUUUGGUCCACCGAAAAUUGACGCCUCGGCGUUUGUCCUUGUUCUCUCAUGGGCCACAGCAUCUAUUCUGGUCGCGGUGAAGCGGCCCAGAUCAUGUUCUAUCUCGAUGCUGGCGUAUUAUGUCUUAGCAUUUGCAGUUGAACUUUCUUUAGCGACUCACCCAGAUGUAUGCCCGAAAUUCAAAAGUGUUGCUCGCUAUAUUGCCGUAGCGGCGGCAGCAGCAGCCUGUGCAACAAUCCUCCUAAUGCCGUUCCGCGAACCUUCGCUGCCAUCAAUAGAUAUAAGCGAUGUUGGCCAACAGCCAUCCAAUGACUUCCGCACACCAGAAGACAAUCUAAGGCUUUGGCAGUUCCUCACAGUGUCGUGGAUGGCACCGCUUAUCUCAACUGGGUGCAAAAGACAACUACAUGAACAAGAUGUCUGGUUGCUUGGAUUCGACUUCCAACAUAGCCGAUUACAUGAAAAGUUUCGUCGACUUCGUGGUUCUGUCCUCAGUCGACUGUUGAGAGCCAAUGGAAUUGAUGUUUUUAUCAUCUCUGCCAUCUCGCUUGUCCAGAUGAUAUGCGACUUUUCUACUCCGGUUCUAUUACAGCAACUAUUGCAGGCCAUGAAAGACCCGUCCCGACCAAAACGCGUACCUUUGACCUAUGCUUUGAUGUCCUUCGCUCUUCGACUUGUCGCUGCACAAUCUCAGAUGUUACUUCUGUGGUACGGAAGAAGAUCCUAUGAACGGUCGAGGGGUGAAAUGAUCAUGAUGGUCUAUGAAAAAGCCCUUUCACGCAAGAACAUAUCUGGGCUGAUGAUCGAGGGUACCACAGGAUCAUCCGACGAGGAAAUUAAUAGUAUCAAUGAUGAGGCUACAGUUCAAGAGAGCCAUCAACCCCCAACCAAAACCGUGGAGGGAUUCUGGCACCGUAUCAUUUCUCGCAACCCAAAGGCCCCACAGAAACAAGCCAAAGAAGCUGCAUCACUUGGCAAAAUCUUUAAUCUCUUGCGCGGAGACGUAUAUGAAGUUGCGCAGAGAUUCUGGGAGGUUGACUCGUUGAUUGACAAGCCGCUAGGACUCGUGAUCGCUACCUUCCUUGUCUGGACACUCUUCGGUCCGUCUUGUUUCCUGGGAAUAUUAGCCGUUCUAGUUGCACAGAUCGUGAAUGCACUGGUAACCAGAGCUCUCCUCCGUUGGGAGCGGGUCAGACGAGUGGCAACGGAUACAAGACUCCAAAUAACUUCGCAAUUCGUGGAAGCAAUCCGUCAUCUGCGAUGGUACGGGUGGCAGAAUCAUUGGCUCCAGCAGGUAAUGGAGGCCCGACAGCAUGAGUUGAAUAUUCGAAUUGUGACUAGUUUGUGGAGUAUCUUGAUUCGCUUUAUCAACGCUUUCGCAAGUGGGGUGUUUCCAGUGGUUGCGUUGUACGCAUAUACCUUUUUGGCCGGGCAUGAGCUGCGGAUUGAUAUUAUCUUUCCCGCAUUGCAGUUGUUUACCAUGCUAGAGACCCGUCUUCGGGAUAUCCCUGGCCUUAUCACAUCGCUUAUCAAUGCCUUCAUUGCCCUUGGACGUAUCGAGGAUUUCAUGUCCGAACCAGACAAGGAGAAUCUGCCUUCUGAGCCCCUGACGAAUGAUACACCACUCUCGAUGCAGUCUUGUUCGUUCGCAUGGCCAGGAAAGAUCUCACCCGUCCUUGUUGAUAUCGAUGUCACCAUCCCCAAAGGACUGACUGUUGUCACCGGCAAGGUCGGUGCUGGAAAAACCGCCUUUCUGCAAGCUCUUUUAGGAGAACUCGAUAGACUUGACGGCUCGGUGCAUAUUCCAAACGAAAUGGUGGGAUAUUGUGCGCAAACCCCGUGGCUACAAAGCAUGAGUAUUCGUGAUAACAUUCUCUUCUCCGCUCCCUACCAUGACCAGCGGUACAAGCGGACACUGGAAGCCUGCGCCUUGCUCCCGGAUCUUGCUCAAUUCAAACAUGGUGAUUUGUCGUUUGUGGGUGAAAAUGGCAUUGGUUUAUCAGGUGGACAAAAAGCGCGAGUCGCUCUGGCAAGGGCUGUCUAUAGCGCAUCGCGGAUCUUGCUUCUGGAUGAUCCCUUGUCUGCGUUAGAUCACAAUACUGCGGAGCUGAUAGUCCGCAAAUGCUUUUCGGGGCCGUUGAUGAAAGACAGAACUAUCGUUCUAGUGACGCAUCGAACUACGUUGGUUCGUCAAAUUGCAGAUCAAAUUAUCAACGUUUGUGAAAAACAUGCCACUGUUUACGACAAAGAUACCAUCAAACUUGCUCCGACCGAGUCCUCUCUGCAAUUUAUUGACCAUGAAAACGAAACAGAGGUGGAAACCACCCUCGAGGAGGAGACGGCUGCCAUACCUGAUAAAUUCAUCGAGGAAGAGCAUCGAGCAGACGGGGGAGUCAAGGCCCGAGUCUAUUGGAAUUAUAUCAAGGCCGGAAAGUACCGAUGGUGGCUUACUCUCGUCCUGAUCCUGGCAAUCUACCGACUGAUGGCUGUUGGGCAAUCAUGGUUCCUCAAAGGGUGGGGAGAAGCCUAUGAGCAGACAACUGUUCUUCGAGGGGAUCUCUCAAACUGGAGUGAGAGGUCAUCACAAGGCGCCGGGUCAGUUUCGAGCUUAAGCAUGCCUCCGAACCCUAUAGUCCAACUGCCGUCUCCGCGUGAGGAUGUGCGACCCUGGCUAUGGACAUUUUUUGCGAUCAUUUUUUUCCAAGCGGCUACACUCCUUGUCGCUCAGCUUCUAAUGCUGGUCAUUGUGUAUUAUGCUGGGCAGUCACUGUUCCGACGGGUCUUGGUCCGAGUUAGCCACGCGACUUUCCGAUACUUGGAUACAAUCCCCCUCGGGCGCUUGAUGAACCGUCUCACCUCUGAUAUUGGAGUCGUGGAUGGUAACAUUAGUGAGCAAUUCCAGGUGAUUGCGUUCCAGGCAAUCACUUGGAUCUCCUCCGUCCUGGUAAUCGCCACCGCUACCCCGGUGUUUUUAUUGUUCUCCCUGGCUCUCACAGUUGCCUUUGUCCUGGUAUUCCUCCGUUUCCUUCCCACAUCUCAGAGCCUACGACGACUCGAGAUGGUGUCCCUAAGUCCUUUAUUGUCCAACUUCGGCGAGCUAUUGCAUGGUCUGACCACCGUCCGAGCUUUCCAUGCAGAGUCACAGUUCCAGAACCGGGUUAUAUCUGUGGUUGACAAGUUCCAGGGAAUGGAUCAUUUCUACUGGUCACUCCAGAGCUGGCUCAUGUACCGAUUUGAAAGCUUAUCCGCUUUUUCAACAUUCUGUCUAACAGCUCUGGCUUUGUACACGAAUACCACACCAGGGCUAGUAGCAUUCGUGCUUAUUGCUGCCAACAACUUCGUCGAUUCCACACAUGCAUUGUGCAAGCAGUACGGCCAACUUCAAAUGGACUUUGUGUCGGUGGAGCGAGUCGACGAGUUACUCCACAUCGAAGAAGAAACCCCUGGGACCAUCGCUCCCCCAGCUGCAUGGCCGACUUACGGUAGCGACGUUAUCUUCGAAGAUGCAACUCUCCGUUACGCACCACAUCUCGACCCCUCACUUACAAACGUUUCUCUUCGCAUCCCCGGCGGAUCGACCACAGCGGUUAUGGGCCGUACUGGCAGCGGCAAGUCCACUCUGGCGAUGUCGCUUCUGAGCGUCAUCAGACCUGAAUCCGGUCGCAUUCUCAUAGACGGUAUCAACAUCGCCGACGUCAGCACACAAGCAUUGCGCACUCGAGUUACCUUCGUCGCGCAAGAUCCCGUCCUUUUCCCUGGUAGCAUCAGACUCAAUCUGGACCCGACAGAAGAUUAUUCCGAUGAGUUGUGCACCGAAAUCCUGGAUCGUCUGUGUAGUCGGCACGGCUGGCAUCUUGGGACGCAUAUUGAGGCUGGAGGAAAAAAUCUUAGCCAAGGUCAACGGCAACUUAUCGCUCUGACACGGGCUGUCCUUCGUCGAAGCGCAAUUGUCAUUCUCGACGAGGCGACUGCUUCCGUUGACCAUGAUACUUCUCUUGAGAUUCAACAGAUUAUCCGGGAGGAGUUGCAGCAGUCUACUGUCAUUACGAUUGCGCAUCGCAUAGAAGCUGUCAAGGAUGCGGAUUACUUUGUGAUUUUGGAUCAGGGGCGGGUUUCGAGACAGGGACAUGUGCGGGACUUGUAG
Messenger RNA from Penicillium samsonianum, 4515 nucleotides. RefSeq lists its product as uncharacterized. Gene Ontology annotation, biological process: transmembrane transport. Bases 1 to 4515 code for a protein of 1504 amino acids. The transcript is spliced from 5 exons. Gene Ontology annotation, molecular function: ATP hydrolysis activity; ATP binding; ABC-type peptide transporter activity. The record is from RefSeq and is a predicted model, not a curated record. Gene Ontology annotation, cellular component: membrane; fungal-type vacuole. NCBI's taxonomy places the organism in Eukaryota, Fungi, Ascomycota, Eurotiomycetes, Eurotiales, Aspergillaceae.